Molecule: messenger RNA, 4166 nt
Organism: Phalaenopsis equestris
Lineage: Eukaryota; Viridiplantae; Streptophyta; Magnoliopsida; Asparagales; Orchidaceae
Product: structural maintenance of chromosomes protein 1
Exons: 18
Coding region: 262-3918 (1218 amino acids)
Biological process (GO): sister chromatid cohesion
Cellular component (GO): nucleus; cohesin complex; chromosome
Molecular function (GO): ATP binding; ATP hydrolysis activity; DNA binding
Source: RefSeq, a predicted model, not a curated record
AAUAAAUCUUCCGCUGCACGAAUCACACAAGGACCGCUUCACAUCCGUCGCGGAACCUUCCUUCUUCGAUCUCCCGCUCAUCAGUCUUCUGCUACUCUGCUUCUCCUUCGGGGGGCUUCUUAGCUCUCUCUCUCUUUUCUCCUCUCAGUUCAGCCAUAACUGUGCAAUACACCCUUCUCACAUUCCUAAACCCUAAAUCACAGCCCAAACGCUUCAAUCUCUACUCGCGUUCCAACCGUACCUGCAGUUCUCUAGGGCACGAUGCCGUCCCUGAUAACUCCAGGUAAAAUUCUCCGGUUGGAGCUCGAGAACUUCAAGUCGUACAAGGGCCGGCAGGUGAUCGGUCCCUUCUAUGACUUUACGGCCAUAAUUGGCCCGAAUGGGUCCGGCAAGUCUAACCUCAUGGACGCAAUCAGCUUUGUCCUCGGCGUGCGAUCCAAUCAUCUCCGUGGUGCGCAGCUCAAAGAUUUGAUCUACGCUUCUGACGACCGUGAGAAGGAGCAGAGGGGGAGGAAGGCCUUUGUCCAGCUUGUGUACCAGAUGGGCAACGGCUCGGAGCUUCUGUUCACGAGGACCAUCACUGCUGCGGGGAGCAGCGAGUACCGGAUCGAUCAGAAGGUUGUGACAUGGGAUGAGUACAACUCAAGGUUGAAGUCUCUGGGUAUUCUUGUGAAGGCCAGGAAUUUUCUUGUAUUCCAGGGUGAUGUGGAAUCAAUUGCUUCAAAGAACCCAAAAGAGCUCACUGCUCUUCUUGAGCAGAUUUCUGGGUCUGAGGAGCUAAAAAAAGACUAUGAGGACCUUGAAGAGGUAAAAGCAACAGCUGAAGAAAAAUCAGCUCUUGUAUACCAAGAAAAGAGAACUGUUGUCAUGGAAAGAAAGCAAAAGAAAGCACAAAAAGAAGAAGCCGAAAAGCAUUUGCGCUUGCAAGAUCAAUUGAAGCUGUUAAAGCAAGAUCAUUUCUUAUGGCAACUUCAUAACAUUGAGAAGGACACAGAAAAGUUGAAUGCAGAACUUGGAAAUGCUAAGGAGGAGCUAGUUGGUCAUACCAAAAAGCAGGAGGAUUACGAUCGACAGUUGGAUGUGAAAAAGAAAGAGCAGAAUGCACAUUUAAAAGAAAUCUCAUUGAGUGAGAAAAAUAUAUCAAAGAAAAAAGCUGAAUUAGAUAAGAAGCAACCAGAGCUUUUAAAACUUAAAGAAGCAGCAUCUCGGGUCAAUUCAAAAAUUAAAAGCAGCAAGAAAGAGCUGGAGAAAAAGAAAGAUGAGAAGCGAAAGCAUGAAAAAGAAAUAUUGAAGCUAGAAAAUGACUUGGCCGAUGUGAAGAAAGCCAUGGAUGUGCUGAAUGAGCGCGGUCAGGAUGGAGUUGCCAAGCUGCAGUUAGCUGAUAAUCAACUUGAGGAAUAUCAUAGGAUCAAGGAGGCGGCUGGGACAAAAACUGCCAAAUUAAAGGAUGAGAAAGAAGUUCUUGAUAGGCAACUACGUGCUGCUGAUGAAGCUUGUAAAAACUUGAAUGAGAAUCACCAAGAGCUCAGAAGCCGCGAACUGGAGCUUUCUUCACAGGAAGAGCAGUUGAAAACAAAAUUGAAGAAAGUUUGUGAGGCAAUUGCGAAGCAUAACGAAGAAAUUUCACGGGCUAACAAAGAACUGAAAGAAUUACAAACUGAUAUCAGCUCAGCUCGGGGAAGAUAUCAAAGUCUGAAGCAGAAAGUUGAAGAAUGUGAUCAAAAAUUGCGGGAGCUGAAGGCUGAUAAACAUGAAAGUGAACGAGAUGCUCGAUUGUCAGAGACUGUGCAGAGUCUUAAACGGCUAUUUUCAGGAGUCCAUGGUCGGAUGACUGAACUUUGCAGGCCCUCGCAGAAAAAAUUUAAUCUUGCUGUUACAGUUGCUAUGGGCAAGUUUAUGGAUGCUAUAGUUGUAGAAGAUGAAAAUACAGGAAAAGAGUGCAUUAAGUAUUUGAAGGAACAACGUCUCCCUCCACAGACAUUCAUACCUUUGCAAUCUGUUCGUGUGAAACCAAUAAUUGAGAAAUUGCGCACUCUGGGUGGUACUGCACGGCUCGUAUUUGAUGUAAUACAAUUUGACCGAUCUUUGGAGAGGGCCGUCUUAUUUGCUGUUGGGAAUACCCUGGUAUGUGAAGAUCUUGAAGAAGCUAAAAUUCUUAGCUGGAGUGGGGAGAGGCAGAAGGUGGUUACCAUAAAUGGAAUACUCCUGUCAAAGUCGGGCACAAUGACUGGUGGGUUAAGCGGUGGGAUGGAAGCAAGGUCAAAUAAGUGGGACGAAAGUACAAUUGAGGCCUUUAAGAAAAAGAAGGAUAAGUUCGAAUCAGAAAUGGAUGCCCUUGGCUCGCUCAGAGAUUUGCAAAUGAAAGAAUCAGAGAUAUCAGAAAGAAUAUCUGGGUUGGAAAAGAAAAUCCAUUUUUCCAAAAAGGAAGAGGAGAAUAUUAGGGUUAAGCUUUUAAAGCUAAAGGAAGAAAAGAGUAAUGUUAUAAAAGAGAUAAGUCGUAUCAAGCCGGAUCUUGUGAAGCUGGAAAGUCUCAUUACUAAGACAAGUGAAGAUAUUCGUAAACUUGAAAAAAGGAUAAACGAAAUCUCUGAUCGCAUUUACAAAGAAUUUAGCGAGUCUGUAGGAGUCCAAAACAUUCGUGAAUAUGAAGAAAAUCAACUUAAAGCUGCUCAGGAGAUGUAUGAAAGAAAACAAAGCUUAUCCAAGCAGAUGUCAAAAUUAAAAUAUCAGCUGGAGUAUGAACAAAAGCGCAACAUGGAAUCACCUAUUGAAAAAUUAAAGCUGUCUCUGGAAUCAUUAGAGAAGGAGGUGAAAGAACUACAGAAGAAAGAACAUGAUGCAAAGCUGUCAGCAGAAAAUAUUGCAAGUCAGAUGGAAGCGUUGAGUGUUAAAGCAAAUGAAUGGAAGAUCAAUUCAGAUGAAUGUGGAAAGGAAAUCGAAGAGUUAAACAAGAUUCGAGCCAAGGUCAUAGGAGACAUUUCAAAAUCUAAGCGUGAGAUAGUUUCAAAGGAGGCAAGGCUUGAGCAGCUUAAAACGCAUUGGCAAGAAAUAAUUGAGAAAUGUGAAUUAGAACAAUUAAGCCUUCCAAAGCUUGAUGACCCUAUGGAUGUUGAGACAUCAUUGCCUGGAUCUGGCUUCGAUUACAGUCAACUAAACAAAUCAUAUUUGCAAGAUAUGAGACUUGCUGAGCGGGAAAAGCUUGAGAUGGAUUUUAAGCAAAGAAUGGAUGCUUUAGUUGCUGAAAUUGAACGGACAGCUCCAAAUUUGAAAGCACUAGAUCAAUAUGAAGCUUUGCAAAUAAAAGAAAAGGAAGUAACUGAAAAAUUUGAAACUGUUAGGAAGGAAGAGAAAGAAGCAUCUGAUAAAUAUAAUGCUGUAAGGCAAAGAAGGUAUGAGCUGUUUAUGGAGGCUUUUGAGCACAUUUCUACAAACAUUGACAGAAUUUACAAGCAGCUUACGAAGAGUCAUACGCACCCACUUGGUGGAACUGCUUACCUAAAUCUAGAAAACGAGGACGAACCUUUCUUGCAUGGAAUAAAAUACACCGCCAUGCCACCAACUAAGCGCUUCAGGGAUAUGGACCAGUUAUCAGGUGGGGAAAAGACUGUUGCUGCGCUUGCCUUGCUUUUCGCUAUACACAGUUACAAGCCAUCUCCAUUCUUCAUUCUUGAUGAAGUAGAUGCAGCAUUGGACAAUCUAAAUGUUGCGAAGGUUGCUGGGUUCAUCAGAUCGAAAUCAUGCAGUGGGGCUAGGAUCGAACAAGACGGCGAAGCUGGGUGCGGCUUUCAGAGCAUUGUUAUCUCUUUGAAGGACACCUUCUAUGAUAAAGCUGAAGCAUUGAUUGGAGUUUACAGAGACUCUGAGAAAAGCUGUUCACAAACUCUAACAUUUGAUUUGACCAAGUAUAGGGAAGCCUGAACUUGAAGCAGUGAAAUGGAGAUAGCAUGAUAAUGAAUGGUGUUAAUAUUAUUGAUAGAUCCUUUAAAGCUUCUGAAAGCGGUAUGUAUAAUGCAGUUGAUUCUUGUUUGUAAAUUCACUGUUAAGCUCAUUUGUAUAGUUCUAUGAUUUCGACUUGGGACGUAUUUAAUCCAACCUAUUUCAAUGCCUUAGCUUGUGACCCUGAUUCUUUCAAAUUCCAAAUUGAUAUAUCUGCUCUAUUGAAAGUU